Molecule: messenger RNA, 1042 nt
Organism: Anoplophora glabripennis (Asian longhorned beetle)
Lineage: Eukaryota; Metazoa; Arthropoda; Insecta; Coleoptera; Cerambycidae
Product: uroporphyrinogen-III synthase
Exons: 3
Coding region: 92-862 (256 amino acids)
Biological process (GO): uroporphyrinogen III biosynthetic process
Molecular function (GO): uroporphyrinogen-III synthase activity
Source: RefSeq, a predicted model, not a curated record
UUGACAUUAUUAUUGACAAUAAAAAUUGAAAUUAUAAAAUAUUUGCAUUGUAAUAUGACAGUAACGAAGCUGUUUGAUAUCAAAUACAAAAAUGAUUAAAAGAAAAACUGUUCUAUUGUUAAAAUCUCAGAAUACUGACGCCUCUUCAGAUAAAUACGAAGAUUUGCUGACAACAAACGGUUUUGAGGUUAAGAAAGUCAAAACUUUGGUAUUCGAUUUUAAAAACAUUCAGGUCUUAAAGGAGAAAAUAAUAAACAAUGAAGCUUACGAAGGAAUUAUAUUUUCUAGCCCCCGCUGUGUCCAAGCGGUUUAUUUAGCCCUUCAGAAUGAUAAAAAUGUUAUUAAAGCGUGGCGUGAGAAGUAUAACUUUGCUGUCGGAGAAGCUACCUACACAGAGGCUUUAAAUAAAUUAGGUUUGGAGUGCGAUGGUAAAGGAUCUGGGAAUGCAGUAAAUUUGUCAAAAGUAAUUUUAGAAAAGAAAUCUGCUUACCGUAAACCUUUUUUAUUUCCACACGGGAAUUUGAAGACUGACACAUUAAAUUUGGAAUUAGGAAAGGAAGGAAUUGAAAUUAAAGGUGUUUUGGUAUAUGACACUAUCGCAAAUCCAAGCAUUCUAAAGGAAAUAUCGGAUGUAACGGACGAUUUAACAAGUAUACCAGAAUAUGUGGUAUUUUUUAGUCCAUCCGGAUUUCACAGUUCAAUAGAUCAUCUUAGAAAGAUUCCUGUUGACUUGAAUAAGGUUAAGUUUGUAGCUAUCGGACCCGUUACCGAAUUGGCAAUUAAAGAAGAUAAUUAUGAGGUUUAUGGAGUGAUUAAGCAACCAACGCCAAAAGAUCUUUUAGAUUUACUUUCAAAGGACUGAAAUUACUAUUUCAGCACAUCUAUUUGUAUAUUUUUUUAUUAGAAACAAAAUUGUUACUUGUUCAAUUUUUAUUGAUUGUUUUGUCAGCUAUAAUUCAUUAUGUACUAUUUUAAGUGUUCUUCAUUAAUAAAAAUCAACCAAAUGCCUUGUGCAAUGUUGCAAAAAUCUUUUUAGACAACU